Chara braunii is the source of this 3159-nucleotide messenger RNA. Lineage: Eukaryota; Viridiplantae; Streptophyta; Charophyceae; Charales; Characeae. The record is from the annotation of a GenBank genome assembly.
UCUGAAAGACAUCAUCAGAAACAUGCACGCACACUCUUUGCGCGCGCGCGCGCGCAUGCGUGUGCGUGUACGAACAUGUGUGUGUGUGUGUGUGUGUGUGGAGAGAGAGAGAGAGAGAGAGAGAGAGAGAGAGAGAGAGAGAGAGAGAGAGGCGGGGGGGGAGAGAGAUUGAGAGAGAUUGAGAGAGAGAGAGAGAGAGAGAGAGAGAGAGAGAGAGAGAGAGAGAGAGAGAGAGAGUUAUAUGGGUGGACAUGGGCACAAUGGUGGCGAGUUUCAUUGAGGACUUGCAAGAGCGCUUGGAGAAGUGACGAGGAUGAAGUGGAACCUGGCAAAUGAACCAACAGGUGCGCUUGUGUCUGUGUGGUCCAUCUCCAGUACUGCUGACCUUGGCUCGAUCAGGAGUGAUGUCGAUAGCCAUCAUGGAGAUCCGUACCUGUGCUCCCCGGCUGCUGGCACAAUCAACAUGCUGGCUGCCAGAGGUGAACGUGAAAGCGUGCAGCUUGCUGUUAGACCCAAGAUGAGCUGGACGUCAUCUGCUGGAAUAUCAGGAUCAGCAGGGGUUGUCCAUGUUCAGUGUUCAGACCUGUUUUCGAGCGACUCUCAUGGGAAUGGCCAUCCUAUCAGAUUGGCUGCCAAUCCAUCCGUUACAUUACGAAGAGUCAUUCCAAUACUCGGAAUUCCUGAUGCUCUGGUUCCUUUGGCGAACACAAGUUCGACCCAUAGACAAGAUCGGAACUAUUGUCCGAACCCAGUCCCAGGUGUGGCAGCAGAUGUAUCCGUAAUCUUGGGUGAGACGACUCUCCUCUGGCUCUCCAUCGAUGUCCCAUCCUCUCAGCCAUGUGCACUAUAUGAAGGAGAGGUCACAGUUUCAGCGGUCCAUACCCCUGUAGCUCCCGGUCCCAUGCCUCUUCCCAGGUCCAGCGCAAACCUCAAUCACAUCCCCUCCACCACUCCUGCUCCCAGCCCCCAUGCCAUUUAUACAUGCACAGGCGUUGACAAUGGCAGCGAAGCGCUGGCUAGAAAUGUCACUGCAACAAGCACAGGGUGUGGGAAGGAGGCAGCGAAAGACGCACUGGUAUCACAUCUGGAUAUAAUUUCGCAAAGUGCGAGCAUGCUUAGUGUUGUUGGUUCUGCGGAAUCGUUCAGUGCUGUAAAGACAGCUUUGAUGGAGUUGCUGUUGUUGUCCCCGCUGUUUGGCGACCCAGGGCAUAGUAGCAUCAAGGGUCAAGAUCAUCACACAGCAACGAAGCAGCAGUCGCAGGACCAGCUGCAGCAGCAGCAGGAGGAGGGAGUCGGGAGUGGGGCGAGGAAGCAAGCGCAUGAUCUGAAACCCACGGACCGCUGUGUGUUCGUGAGCCCCGCAAGCUCUGAAAUCGUAUCAUGUGAACAUCGAGAGCUGCACGUGACUAUGUCAAAGCCGAUACGGAUGAAACUCACACUUCGCGUCUGGAAUUGGUCCAUCCCAGUGACCCCCUCCCUUCCUGCUGUGUUUGGCAUAUCAGAGAAGGUGGUUGAGAAAGAGUAUGGGGAUCUGGUGCGUGGAAGCGAGAGGUGGUUUAAGGUGCUAGACAUGCACUAUGAGUGGCUUCUAAGCUACAGGGUAAGUCCCUACUUCUGCCGCUGGAGUGACGACAUGAGUGUUCUCUGUUACACAUGCCCUCGGCCCGCUGACCAUCCUCGGGCUAACGAGUGUUACUCUGAUCCUCGACUCGCAGCGUAUGCCGUUCCCUACAAGUUGCCCGUAUCGGAGCAGAGCAUUUCAGCCGGGCAAGGGAUGUCUUCGACACCAAGGAUGACCUUGGACAGUCAGAUGUCAGAGGGAGUCCGCAACAUCCUCGGCAAUACAUCCGCUUCUGAGCAAACGAUGUCCGCAGACCAAGGCAUGCCUGCAGAAUUGAUCCCAGGGAAGAGGUGCAAGUCGUGCAGUGGCGGGAGGUGCAAGUCGUGCAGUGGCGAUGGUAAUAAGGAAGAAAAUGAUGACAAUGUGUCAUGUGCUACAAGCAACUACUCCAGAGAGAGAAUGGCCCUGCGUAGAGAAGUGCUACUGCUGAAGGAAAGACCGCACUGGACAAAGGCGUACUUCUAUCUCUGGGAUGAGCCGCUAACGGUAGAUCAGUAUAACCUACUUCAACAGAGGGCAGAGGAAAUCAUGAACAUCACUGCUGAUGCCCGCAUCUUGACAACAUAUUACUGCGGGCCGAGAGAAAUAUACGAUCAUCAUCUUCAGCAUCCUCAUCAUCCAGGUCAACUCAAAGAGAAGCAGCAUCCAGAGCAUCUCUUGGAAGCAGGUGGUGAAACCAUGCCUUCGAGUGGGACCAGAGACAGUGCCAGUGGGACCAGAGACAGUGCCUUUGAGAACUUCCUGAGAGUACCAGAUCUGAUGCGCCCGUGGACCCGAAUCUUCUGCACAAGUGAAUGGGCACUGGGGGGAUGCGAGGACAGAGCGAAACAGAUCUUAGGAAAGCUUCGGCGCCACAAAGGAGAAGAAUGGUGGACGUCUGUAUGGGGCCUGGGAGUCCGCAUCCCAACCUUCACCUGGGGAUGAGCGAUACCCAAAACAGAGCAGUGAUUUGGAGGGUGUGGAAGGAAGGUGGUUCUGGCUUCUUGUACUGGGGAACCAACUGCUAUUAUGACCCUGACUGUGAGUCAGCAAGAGAGAGAAAGGAGAGCGAAGCGACGGAGAAAGCGACGAGGAUGGAGAGGGAGAGGGAGAGGGAAAUGGACGGCAGAAAUACCGCUGCGGCAUCAUCGGAAUCAUCGCUGCUGUCUUCGGAUUUGGCUGGAAGAGCUGCUCAGACACAUCACGAUUAUCGAGCACGGACUUGGUUUAGACCCGAGCUUCCGCCCGGCGAUGGGGUCCUUUUCUAUCCAGGUCACUGGUUCGAUCCACCUUCGGCACUACCUGUGGCAUCCGUACGGCUGGAGCGUGUCCUCAGUGGGCUGCAGGACUAUGAAUACCUUGAGCUGUAUGCGUCUAUGUUUGGAAGGACUGCUGCUCUUGACCUGAUUGCCCCUUGAGCUGUAUGCGUCUAUGUUUGGAAGGACUGCUGCUCUUGACCUGAUUGCCCAGACAGGUCUAUGCCUUAGACCAGAUCAUUAUGCUGUGGAUCACGAGGGUGUUGAGAGGAUGCGCUCAGCCGUUGUACAGUCCUUUGAAUC